AUGAGCGACCGCUUCUGCAAGGAGUGCAACAACCUCCUCUAUCCAAAGGAAGACGACAACACCCUGUUCCUUGCAUGCAAAAACUGCGAGCACAUUCAGGAGGCAAAGUCGCACCGCCUCUAUGUGAAAAACUUUAGGCCCAAGCAUGCGUCAAUAGAGCUGUAUGCCAGGGAUCUUGUGCAGGAUCCAACGCUUCCAUCGGUGAAAAUCAACUGUGGGAACUGCGGAUUCAACAAGGGAUUGUACUUCCAGCCCAGGGGUGGAGAGGAAGACGUUGCAUUGAGCAUCUUCUAUCUGUGCUGUAGAUGCUAUCACCUGUGGACAUAA
This is a messenger RNA of Encephalitozoon cuniculi GB-M1, 327 nucleotides long. RefSeq names its product DNA-directed RNA polymerase II core subunit RPB9. Gene Ontology annotation, molecular function: zinc ion binding; DNA-directed RNA polymerase activity; nucleic acid binding. Gene Ontology annotation, biological process: transcription initiation at RNA polymerase II promoter; maintenance of transcriptional fidelity during transcription elongation by RNA polymerase II; DNA-templated transcription. Gene Ontology annotation, cellular component: RNA polymerase II, core complex. Lineage: Eukaryota; Fungi; Microsporidia; Unikaryonidae. The record is from RefSeq and is marked provisional. Bases 1 to 327 code for a protein of 108 amino acids. The transcript has a single exon.